AGAAAUGUUAUUCGGCAAUUCUCAUCGACGUCCAAAGUUUAUCAAAAAACAUGUGAGCAGCCUGCACCACUCACAUUUUUAUCAGAAGAUGAGCUUAUGAUGAAAGAAACAGUUGCCAAAUUAGCUAAAGAACAAAUUCUACCACUAGUUAAGAAAAUGGAUAUAGAAGAAAAAAUUGACCCAUCAGUAGUGGAUAUGUUAUUCGAAAAUGGGUUGAUGGGAAUAGAAAUUGAUAAUGAAUACGGUGGAUCCGGAUGUAAUUUUAUGACAACUAUAUUAACAGUGGAGGAAUUGGCAAAAGUUGAUCCGUCUGUAUGUAUAUUGGUAGAUUUGCAGAACACCUUGAUCAAUUCACUGAUAGUUAAACUGGGGAAUAAAGAACAGAAGGAAAAAUAUCUUACACGAUUAGCACAAAAUACAGUUGGCAGUUUUUGUUUAACGGAACCCUCAUCUGGAUCCGAUGCAUUUUCAUUAAAAACGACUGCCAAGAAAGAUGGAAGUGAUUAUAUUAUUAAUGGAUCUAAAAUGUGGAUUUCAAAUUCAGAUAUUGCAGAAAUUUUCCUAGUUAUGGCGAAUGCAGACCCAUCUCAGGGAUACAGGGGUAUUACAUGCUUUAUUUUAGAGCGAUCGAUGCCAGGCUUCACUGUACAGAAAAAAGAAGAAAAACUAGGAAUUCGUGCUUCUGGAACAUGCAUGUUAACUUUUGAAGAUGUUAGAGUACCAGAAGAAAAUAUUUUAGGAACAUACGGUCAUGGUUACAAAUAUGCCGCUGGAUUUUUAAACGAAGGUAGAAUUGGAAUCGGCGCUCAAAUGAUUGGAACAGCACAAGGAUGCUUAGAUGCUACCAUUCCAUACACCCUCGAACGUAAACAAUUCGGCAGAAAUAUAUUCGAAUUUCAAGCAAUGCAGCACCAAAUUGCCUUAGCAGCCACACAAAUUGAAGCUGCACGGUUAUUGGUCUAUAAUGCUGCUCGUUUGGUAGAAAGUGGCGAAAGCUUUGUUAAAGAAGCAGCAAUGGCCAAAUACUUUGCAUCAGAACUGGCUAGCCAAGUUUGCCGACAAUGCAUUGACUGGAUGGGAGGUGUUGGUUUCACAAGAGAUUUUCCUCAAGAAAAAUUCUAUAGAGACGCUAAAAUAGGAUCAAUAUACGAAGGAACGAAUAACAUCCAAUUAAAUACCAUCGCUAAAUAUUUAAUAAAAGAGUAUUCUCAAUAAACACUCUAUAUAAUUAUGGAAUCAAUAACCAACAACAACAAAUCUAUGUACAUUCAUAUAUCUAAGAUAAGCAUUUCAU
Ctenocephalides felis (cat flea) is the source of this 1294-nucleotide messenger RNA. Its product is annotated as short/branched chain specific acyl-CoA dehydrogenase, mitochondrial-like. Gene Ontology annotation, molecular function: flavin adenine dinucleotide binding; acyl-CoA dehydrogenase activity. The transcript is spliced from 8 exons. Gene Ontology annotation, cellular component: mitochondrion. Lineage: Eukaryota; Metazoa; Arthropoda; Insecta; Siphonaptera; Pulicidae. The coding region runs from base 97 to 1215 and encodes 372 amino acids. The record is from RefSeq and is a predicted model, not a curated record.